CACUCGUCCCUUCGUCCUUUAACUCUCACACACUUUCUUCAAGUGUGUGAAGCUGCAGCCAUGGCAGAGAUGCAGGAUGAAAGCAACAAACUCAGCUUCUGGAUGCCGGGUAACUAUGCCUGUACAGUGCACAGGACCCAGGACUCAUUCCAGGUGUGUGAUGUCAUUGUGGACUGUUUUAAAGACCGGGCUCGAGUGGAGAAACACUACGCUCAACAACUCGCUGAGUGGAGCAAAAAGUGGAAAAAAAUAACUGACUCCAGACCGAUGUAUGGUUCCCUCUUGAGGGGAUGGCAGUGUUUUUUCUCCUCCACUGAGCGUCUGUCCAUUCUGCACGCAUCUAUCUCUAACUCCCUUGUUUCGGAGGAUGGACCACAUAUUCGUUCCUGGCAGGAGGAUGCAUUUCAGAGGAAGAUGUUUUGUGGUUUUCGUGAGUCACAUGACCUGAAGAAAGCAUUUGCACAUGCUCAGAAACCCUGGAUCAAAAAACUCAAGAAGCUGGAGAAAGCAAAGCAGGCCUAUCAUAAAUCAUGUCAGAAGGAGCAGAAUGUGUUGAAUAAAGAAUGUCAGGCAAAAAACAAGGCCAACCAAAAUGAACACGCACUCACCAAACUCCAGCAGGCUAAAAAGAUUGCGGGACAGGACAGAGAACACGCACGUGAACACUAUAUGAAGGUUCUGGAUGAUCUGACUAGCUACACUCCACGCUAUAUGGAAGAAAUGGAGUUAGUGUUUGACCAAUCACAGGAGCAGGAAAGAAAGAGGAUCAGCUUUCUAAAAAACACACUGCUGUCCAUACACACACAUCUGGACAUCACCAACAAUCACAGUGUAAAGGCUGUGUACAGUGACCUGUUACAGACACUCAUGUCCAUCAAUGAGCAGGAUGAUUUGCACUUUUGGAGAAACAACCAUGGUCCAGGAAUGAACACACGCUGGCCCACACUACAGGAGUGGGUUCCUCCUUGUCAGAAGCAGAAACACAUAAAGAAACCACAUCCACAGAUUGAGGAGGGAAAAAGUGUAAUGAUUGGAGGAGUGCGUGUUCGAGCUCUGUAUGCUUACACUGGGGAGGAUGAGGAUGAGCUGUCUUUCAAAGCAGGGGAAGAGUUUCUGAAGGUGGAGGAUGAAGAUGACCAGGGCUGGUCUCGUGGAGUUAAAGAUGGGGGAGUGGAAGGCUACUAUCCAGCCAAUUAUGUUCUGCCAGUGCAGUGACAUCAUCAUGAAGCACAUUUGCUGAUAUGACAAAGGGGGUGGGGCUAAUGCUGUGAUGUGUGAAGGUUGUUAUGGAAACUGUCAGUCAAAAUGGAUAAAUUUUGUGCUUCAGUGAGUCUUGGAAAUGUACGGUAUUAGCAGCUGUCACAAAGCACACACACACACGGGCUAGAAAAGGAUGAUAAUGAACAACAAACUCAUUUAUUAGUGUGAUUUUGUGGUGUUUUAUUGGUAGAAUUUAAAUACAUUAUAUUAAUAUAAAUACAGUGAAUCCCGAUUAAAAUUAAUUAGUCAGAUUUAUAAUUAUUGACAAAAAGGUUCUAAUUAACACACACACACACACACACACACACACACACACACAACCAGAUUAUAAAUUCUUGAAUUCUUGCUGCCCCCUGCUGGACAAAAGAGCAGUUGAAAAUGGAACUGAAGUAGUUCUGUGAUGUUUCAUAAGUUUUUCCUGAAAUUAAUCCAUAUCUUACA
Neoarius graeffei (lesser salmon catfish) is the source of this 1701-nucleotide messenger RNA. RefSeq lists its product as uncharacterized. Gene Ontology annotation, molecular function: phospholipid binding; protein binding. The record is from RefSeq and is a predicted model, not a curated record. The transcript is spliced from 9 exons. Gene Ontology annotation, cellular component: endosome; plasma membrane; cytoplasm. Lineage: Eukaryota; Metazoa; Chordata; Actinopteri; Siluriformes; Ariidae. Gene Ontology annotation, biological process: regulation of endocytosis; cytoskeleton organization; plasma membrane tubulation. Bases 61 to 1215 code for a protein of 384 amino acids.